Molecule: messenger RNA, 381 nt
Organism: Prorocentrum cordatum
Lineage: Eukaryota; Dinophyceae; Prorocentrales; Prorocentraceae
Source: the annotation of a GenBank genome assembly
AUGGACGUGGUCUCUGGCAGCAUGGUCCGCCAGGUCGGCCACGAUGGCGAGGACGUCCGGCUGGCAUGGUCGCCAGUCUCCUGCCAGCUCGCCACGGUGGAGGCGCGCACCAGCAGGGUCCAGCGCGUCCACGUCACCGACCCGCAGUCCGGCGUGGCGGUCAUGCGGCUCGACGUGCGCCUGCAGGAUGGCUCGGAUAGUCGCGGAUGGACUGGCGAGCUCGUGUCCUGGAGCCCCACCGGGCGGCACUUGGUGGUUGUGUGGAGCGUCGACGGGGUCAGUUGCCGCGAGCAGGUGAGGAUCGUCGGUGUGCACGGGGGCGCUCUGCGGCAGGACGUGGAAGUCAAUGACCACGUGCGUAUGUUGGCUUGGAGGCCUUGA